This is a messenger RNA of Emiliania huxleyi CCMP1516, 387 nucleotides long. RefSeq lists its product as hypothetical. The coding region runs from base 1 to 387 and encodes 128 amino acids. The record is from RefSeq and is a predicted model, not a curated record. Lineage: Eukaryota; Haptophyta; Isochrysidales; Noelaerhabdaceae. The transcript has 3 exons.
AUGGAGAUCGAGGGAGACCAGGAACUGUCGAGCGGCCGCAAGGCAAAGGCCGCGCGCACAGAGAAGCUCCCCCCCGCCGUCGAGGGAAGGGCCGAGCCCGAGGGCCUGUCAAGCCCGUCGGCCCCGGACAAGGUCAAGGCGCUGUUCACGGGCGCGGUCAUGACGCCCGAGCUCGCGCCGAAGUCCACCCUCCAUGAAGAAGGAAACCUGUGCCCGCAGUCGGGGCUCUCGCCCCCCGGGGUGAACAUGAACACGCCGUGGGCCUUGGCUGGAUUGCCCGGGUGGCCCUUGGCCGGCUCAGACGGGCCUGAGGGGCUGGGGGCUGAAGCGGGUUGCCCUUCAGCUGCUGGGUCGGGCCUUCCGGGCUGGAGUUCCCCCCGAAGCUAG